AUGAAGUCUCUUGGAGCUGCGAUGAUCUUGCUGUGGGUGGGUCUGGUUGUGGUUACAGCAGAAAGCGUGGAAAUCCAACCCGAACAUGAAAGUUUAACCCAACAAAUCUGCCAGCCUCACAUCCACACGGUGCUGAGAGAGAUGAGUGCCAAGAUAGCAGAGCAGCAAGCAGAGCUCAGACACAACAAAGAACAACUGCAGGCCGUGGAGAAGAGGGCAGAUGCCAUGGAGACCGGGCUGAGUACACAACUACAGGAUGUGGAGACAAGAUUGAGAACCAGUGAGAAGAUGGUGGAAGACCAGAAAUUAGUCAUCAAGGAUCUGACGGAGAAACAGAAUGAGCAGUCAUCAGCUGUGGGAGUGGUAGGAGGCCAGGUGGAGGUGCUGAGGAGGGACAGGGAGGGCAGCAGGGUGUCUUUCUCUGCAGCACUAGGGAAUGGAACCUAUGGACCUUUAGAUGUGGAUAUCCCCCUUGUUUUUAAAGGCAUCCUCACCAACAUCGGAAAUGCCUACAACGUAAACACAGGUGUGUUCACAGCUCCAGUGCGAGGCGUCUACCACUUUGUCCUCUUUGUGUUUGGAGAUGCCAGUUCAUCUACCCCAACAGGGGCCUCAAUAUAUCACAAUGGCAAACACGUUGUCAUUGCGUACGAUGCUCAGGUGAAUAAACAUCAUGUCAGUCCUGCCAAUGGAGCCUCUCUGCCGUUGGAGGUGGGAGAUGUUGUCCAAGUGAAGCUGUGGCCCAAAGCAUGGGUGAGGGAUAAUGCAAAUGGCCACACCACCUUCUCUGGACACCUCCUCUUCACCCUGUGA
Engraulis encrasicolus (European anchovy) is the source of this 813-nucleotide messenger RNA. RefSeq names its product cerebellin-1-like. The transcript is spliced from 2 exons. Gene Ontology annotation, molecular function: protein binding. NCBI's taxonomy places the organism in Eukaryota, Metazoa, Chordata, Actinopteri, Clupeiformes, Engraulidae. The record is from RefSeq and is a predicted model, not a curated record. Bases 1 to 813 code for a protein of 270 amino acids.